ACCGACAAUCUCUCACGUCCUGUCUUCCUUAGAGAAAUAACCGAGUGUUGGAGGGGGGAUGUGAAAUCAGUCACAGCUUCGGUUUUAAUGUCGAACCCCUUCCCGGACACCCACCCAGAAACAAGACGGUAGGAUGUUUCAGACGAUAUAUGAUUGGUUCUGGUGGGAUCGCCUCUGGUUGCCCUACAACCUGACCUGGACGGACUUGGAAGACCGGGAUGGGCGCAUCUACGCCAAGGCCAGCGACCUGUACGUCACCAUACCCUGUGCCUUUGUGUUCAUGAUCGUCCGCUAUCUCUUCGAGAGGACCGUUGCCACAUACUUUGCCCGGGUUCUGGGCAUUAAGGAGAAAGUGCGGUUGAGAGUCAAGCCCAACCCGAUUCUCGAAAAGUCUUUCAGAGCUUCCUCGAAGCACCCGAAACAGAGCGACAUCGAGGGUCUCAGCAAGAAAUGUGGCCUCAGCCCCCGGCAGGUGGAGAGGUGGUUCCGGAGGAGACGCAACCUCGAGCGGCCCAGUGUCCUGAAGAAAUUCCGGGAAGCUUGUUGGCGAUUCACCUUUUAUCUUCUUGCUUUCACUGCUGGCAUGGCUGUUGUAGUUGACAAACCCUGGUUUUAUGAUCUGCGAGAAACUUGGAAAGGAUUUCCGAUUCAGACGAUGUUACCGUCGCAGUACUGGUAUUAUAUGAUCGAGCUGGGUUUCUACUGGUCCCUGCUGUUCAGCGUGGCCUUCGACGUUAAGAGAAAGGACUUCCGGGAGCAAAUAAUUCACCAUGUGGCCACCAUCAUCCUGAUCAGCUUCUCAUGGUGUACCAACUACAUCAGAGCAGGGACACUGGUUAUGGCCGUACACGAUGCCUCAGACUACUUCCUGGAGUCGGCGAAGAUGUUUAACUACGCGGGCUGGAAGAAGACCUGUAACUGCCUCUUCAUUCUGUUUGCUAUCGCCUUCAUUCUCACCAGGCUCGUCAUCUUCCCUUUCUGGAUCAUUCACUGCACCGUGAUCUACCCGUUGGAACUGUACCCUGCCUUCUUUGGGUAUUAUUUCUUCAAUGCCAUUCUGGUCGUCCUCCAGCUGCUACACAUCUUCUGGGCUGUUCUCAUUCUCAGGAUGACACUGAAGUUCAUGACUGGAAACAUCGUGGAGGAUGAACGAAGUGACAGAGACGAGACGGACAACUCUGAGGACGAGGAGGAGGAGCUGGUCAAGAACGGCCUCAUUUCCAACGGACACUCCAUGAUUAAUAACAACCACGGGAAGUCUGAUUAGUGCCUUACCUAUCUCGGAUGUCCGGGGGAGGGGGGGGGGGGGGGAAAGAGGGGGAGGGGGCUUGGGUCCCAAAGCUCUCCAUCCCCCUCCCUCCCUCCCAACCCCCGUCAUUGCCCGAAGGGGGGGGGGGGGGGGAGUAGAUCAUUCAGCUCUGCCCUUCUCACCCCCACCCCCCGUUAUCUAGCUGCACCCGGACCCCCCUGCUGGAGCAACGUGGGGGCUGGAGAGGGGAAAGUGGAUUUUCUUUUUGUUUUGUUGGAGUCAGUCAGACUGUGUGCCUUUCGAAUCAGUAUUUUAAUCCCUCCCCUCCCACUCCCCACACCGUCUUCCCCCCCCCCGGGAUUGCACUUUGCAACCAGACAUUUUCUCUCUCUCUCUCUCUCUCGCGCCUUCCUGUUGUGCUCUGCUUUGUAAUUAUUUCACUUGUUAAACCCCACGACCACACCACCCCUAUUUCCCCCCUCCCAUCCUAUUUGAGUAGACGCUGGGGGAGGACUUGGCGCGAUUACGAACCCCGCAUCGCCCCUCCCAAGCCAUUCCAACUGCCCUCUCCUCCCACACUCUCUCUCUCUCUCGAGAAAGUGUUGUGUAAUUUUCCCUUUGGGAAGAGGGAAGAUCGUUUUCGCUCCCUCUCGCCCCCCCACCACGACCCCGUGUUGCGAACCUCAAUGGUAGGUUUCGGUGCGGGGGGGGGGGGUGGGCAGGAGAACUCUGUGGCAGACGAACUCUGUUGGGACGGUCAGAGAUUUCGGUUGAUGUCAGAGUCCACGAGAAGAUGGUGGACAUCUCACCAGGAGACGCCAGGGCUGAGCGUGUGAGCAGUGCCAUCAGUGAUGAUCAUACUCCCCCUCCUUACAUAUCGCAAAACCCUCCCUCAACCCCCCCCAGCGCUUGGACCCCUUGGGAGGGAGCCGUGUGGGAUUCAAUCAUCCAGCCCCUUCACCAACCGAGAGAUGGGUACGUCAAUACUGCUGCCAUGUUGCGUUUAGCGUCAGUUACAAGUUGACGCUACACCCCCCCCCCCACUCCCUGGGCCGUAGAAAUCACUUAUUCUUUACCGGGAAAUUAAUUCUCUUUUUUUGUGUGUCGGGGGGGGGGGGGGGGGGGGGGGGGGGGGAGGAGAUGGUGAAACGUUGCUGAAUUCAGCGCAAAUGAUCCAAGGGGUGGGGAGAGCGUGAAAUCUCUGACUGGGAAGGGCGAUAC
Hemiscyllium ocellatum (epaulette shark) is the source of this 2470-nucleotide messenger RNA. RefSeq names its product ceramide synthase 2a (gene cers2a). The record is from RefSeq and is a predicted model, not a curated record. Gene Ontology annotation, cellular component: membrane. The coding region runs from base 134 to 1267 and encodes 377 amino acids. Gene Ontology annotation, biological process: ceramide biosynthetic process. The transcript has 11 exons. Gene Ontology annotation, molecular function: sphingosine N-acyltransferase activity; DNA binding. Lineage: Eukaryota; Metazoa; Chordata; Chondrichthyes; Orectolobiformes; Hemiscylliidae.